Messenger RNA from Bufo gargarizans (Asiatic toad), 3046 nucleotides. It is a transcript of the gene MTF1, whose product is annotated as metal regulatory transcription factor 1. Gene Ontology annotation, molecular function: RNA polymerase II cis-regulatory region sequence-specific DNA binding; DNA-binding transcription activator activity, RNA polymerase II-specific. Bases 505 to 2664 code for a protein of 719 amino acids. The record is from RefSeq and is a predicted model, not a curated record. Lineage: Eukaryota; Metazoa; Chordata; Amphibia; Anura; Bufonidae. Gene Ontology annotation, biological process: positive regulation of transcription by RNA polymerase II; central nervous system development. The transcript is spliced from 10 exons. Gene Ontology annotation, cellular component: nucleus.
AGAAGAAAACGGAUCAGGAAGUGGCGCUGUUCCGGCAUGAACUGAGGGCACCGGGGCACGGCCAGGGAGCAGUGGCAGGUUUGACUGUCAGUUUCGCUUUCUAGUGGUAGAAGCCGUUGCUGGGGGCUGAAAAGAAGAAGCGCCGCUCUUUUCUAUGAGGCUGUGCGGAUAGAGGAGCCUGCGGUGAUCGCCUGCUGGACCCUGGGCCCUAAAGUCCUCUGUUCGCUACAGGCAGAAGUAUCUCCAUAGAGUUCCUGGAUAGACCCUCCAUGGGCUGGAAGUGGUCAUGUCAGAAGGUCCCUGCCUGUCUCCAUGUGGAGGAUCUAGCCUGAGCUGCUCAUCAUCUCCAUUGGGGAUCGUUCUUCCUGUAGCAUGUGGCGUGGCCGAGGAUGUGAAUGUGGCAGUGUGUCCUGCAGCUGAUGCCCCUUUGAAACCUCCACAACUUGUUGCUUCUGCUCCCUGGUGGUAGAGUAUUGUAUCCUCCGCAGAAGAUAGAUUUCCAAAAUGGGCGAAAACAGCCCAGAACUGGCCCUUAUGUCUAUGGAGGAGGAUGACAUCUGCCCAGAUGACAAGAUGAGGAAGUGGUUCCUGGAUAAAGGAGGGCGAGAAGGGACCCCGGUGUACGAUACCACCACUGUCCUCAUAGAGCAGGACCGGCACCCCACAGAUGAGGACGAUGAAGAAGAGGAGGACGACGACGAUAGUAACGUUGGCACUAACUUACCAUUCCUUGAUGCUGCUAAUGAGGAAGGAUUAUUACUUAUGUCUGACCAGGACGCCAUGACACAAGGCUAUGUUCAGCACAUCAUUUCUCCAGAUCAGAUUCACUUUACUAUUAACCCUGGUUCUACCCCUAUGCCUAGGAAUAUUGAGGGGGCCACGCUGACUAUACACUCCGAGUGCCCAGAAACCAAGCAAAAGGAGGUGAAGCGCUAUCAGUGUACAUUUGAAGGCUGCCUUCGUACGUACAGCACACCCGGCAAUCUGCGCACCCACCAGAAAACCCAUCGAGGGGAAUACACUUUUGUAUGCAACCAGGAGGGCUGUGGGAAGGCAUUUCUUACCUCGUACAGCCUCAAGAUCCACGUUCGUGUACACACUAAAGAGAAGCCUUUUGAAUGUGAUGUACAAGGCUGUGAAAAGGCUUUUAAUACCCUCUACAGGUUAAGAGCACAUAAAAGACUCCACACAGGAGAAACUUUCAAUUGUGUGACAGAAGGCUGCAGCAAGUAUUUCACUACCCACAGCGACUUACGGAAGCACAUUCGCACGCACACGAGGGAGAAACCAUUCCGAUGUGACCAUGAUGGAUGUGGCAAAGCAUUUGCAGCCAGCCACCACCUAAAAACGCAUGCCAGGAAGCAUAUGGGAGAAAAACCAUUUGUUUGCACCAGUGAUGGAUGCGAGAAAACCUUCAGCACACAGUUCAGCUUGAAAAGUCACAUAAAAGAUCACGAUCUUACUGGUGUGGAUGAUCAGUUUGCCAGCAAUGCAGAGGACACAAACCAUUGGCUCUGCCUCAGUGAUUUGAGUACUUUAUCCACUGAUUCAGAACUGCGGGAAAAUGCAGAUGGAACUGCUGGACAAGCCCUGGGUUCAUUAUUAUCACCAAACCUAUUUCAGUCCAUGUUUCAGAGUCCGGAGAACACAGAAGACAACGAGUACACACAUCACACAGAAGUGUUCUUAAAAAGUUGGACUAAAGAAACGCAGCCGGUAGACCCUGCAGAGGGCAGCACGUCUGAUCCUCCAUCGCUAGUCAUCCCUGCCUGUAACCCAAACGCCGUCUCUGAGGCUUCCCUGCAGACUUCCCCUAGCACAACAACCGUGCCUUUACCGUCUGGCACCAUGGGAUGUGGAACUCAGUCAGCACCCGCUGUGUCCACCACAGCACCACCAUCUCUGGAAGUGCCUAUUCCUAGUGGAAGUCAUUUCACAGUCACUCAGGAUACCUUCAUAACGCCACAGACCUCACAGCCCUUAGUAGAGGGAUUGACUGUGGUUGCAGGACCUUCUCUGCCGCUAGGAGCCCCUUCAGACACUGUUUUACCAACGCUGGUACAGGCUGCGGUUUCCACUGCCAGUACAGUGCUGGGCAGCAACCCCUCAAUAACGCUAACACAGACUCCUAAUGCUGCCAUUUUGCAACCUAGUCUGGUGAUGGAUGAGCAAAAUAUUCAGUGGAUUUUGAAUGGAACUUCACAGAACCAUGAGCAAUCUCAGCAAGCUCCAAAGGUAGAGAAGGUAUACUUCACCACUACAGUCCCACUUACUAGCACUGGAGGUACCACUAUGCAGCAGAUUGGUUUGAGCCUUCCUGUUAUCAUCAUAAAACAAGAAGAGUCCUGUCAGUGUCAGUGUGCCUGCAGAGACUCUGUUAAAGAGACAUCUGCAAACCGCAAAAGAUGUCCCACCCCAGACUCGAACAAUGACCCAAAACCAGCAGCUGAGCCAUCCCCUCCUUAUUCUGUUCCCCUUCCACCAUCACCCUGUGAAGGAAGCAGUGGACACUUAAUGAACUCUACAGACUCUCAACCAUGGACACCUUCUUCUAUAGACCUCUCAGACUUCUUGUCCCUCCGAAGUCCAGAGAAGUCCUCCUCUCUGGUUCCUAUGGAAGCCUUACUGCAAGAUGACAUCAGCCUUAGCGGUUUUUCCAAGUAGACUGGAAAAUCAGCCAAUGGACUGGAAAUUGUUUCGGAUAUUUUUGUAGUCUUCUUACUUGCAAUACACAGUAUCCAUCUCUGGCUACAUAACUGACAUCUCUACAUUCAAACCAUUUUAUUAUGUGAUAGAUGAACAGAGUCUUUUUAUUGUAUGGAUAGAAAGGUAGCAGCUUUACCCUGUGGCACUGAGAAGGGUUGUUAGCCAGGAUACACAGUAACCCAUUGCUUUAUUGCACUUUAAGUCACUUUGUGGAAUUUCAGGGGGUGUAUAUAUUUAAUGUAACUCAUGACAUAGGUAAGUCACUGGAGUUUGUUUUAUGAGGUAUUAUUGUUACUAGACAUUUUACAAUGGGACAGCUAUAUAAAAGAUCAUGUUUUAA